AUGGCACGGAAUCGAUUAGCCGGGCAGCCGAUCGCUUCGAACGUUUUGGGCUUUAUAUUGAUUGUUGAUCGAACGAUCGUAUACACCGUUUCGACGAUCGUUCGCUGGGCCACGGAGCUCUACAGUGGGUUGGAAUACCUUGAGGCGAACAAAGUCGUCCACCACGACAUCAAGCCGGAAAACAUCUUGAUGGGGGAUCGUUACUUGACCAAAAUUGCCGAUUUUGGCGUGAUGCGGAAAGUGGACGAGCCAUUGUCCGGGAUCCGCGGCACGCCUAGAUACAUUGCCCCAGAAAUCCUGCAAGAAACUGAAAUCCCGCGAGAGCACGCUUUUAAAUGUGACGUCUACUCUAUGGGCAUAACGCUGCUGGAAGUGCAGGAGCGUGGAUCACGUAGAUUCACAAAAACGAAGAAUACGAUCCGUUACGACUCGGAAAGCCCAGCGGAGAAACUAUCUGAGAUUCGCAGGCGAAGCUUGGCGAGCGCAUUCGAAGAGCGACCAUCUGCUUCUGAGAUGCGCCGCCUCUAUGAGGCGUUGAAGUUCCGCUACGAUUGGUUGCCGAUAAAAGCGCCAAGUAACAUGGACUUGGUAAAGCCGAUCGGCCUCGAUGGGACGGCUAGUGAGGCUUUGGUCGUUCCAGCCUCCUGGCCAAUCCCACCCGCAGGGACGACAGGAUCUAGCCAAGAAACCGAAGUUGUACGAGAACCGAGAAUGAGAACAAAUUUCCCAAAGCUGCGCCGAUGGAUACAGGCGGCGCAGAGCCACACCGACUUCGACGACAUUAUUGCGACGUAUUUUCGCAAGAUCCGAGUCUGGGAUGAAGAGCGCACGAAUUCAAAAAUCAUCUAUCGACAACCAUUCCGCAUCCGUGGCCUCGAGCGCACAAAGAUAAAUGAAUUGCGCCGCGUUCAGGUGCAGCGCCUGGUUGAGGGUCUGGGCCCCGAAGGUUUGCCUGAAUCCAACGCCUACCCAGGAACGGCGCUCUACAGGGAUUGCCGGAUCGAUGAUGAGGUUUGGGACGACGCCGCGUUGGAAAAGAGGCUUCGCACCGGCGAAGCGUCAAAGAUAAGCCAAACGUUUGCCUCGCUGUAUGACGAAGAACGAAACAUACUUGGUAUUUCAGCGUCUGCGUCCAUGGCUGGAGCAAGAGGUUGCCCCGGGAGCUCCAAGGUGCCCAACCGGAUCGGGAACCCAUUGUCGGCACCCCGGUGCUUGACCGGCUUGAUUGAGCCGUUCGGGAUGAGCACGGGAAGGAAUUCCCGCUUCGGCCCAUCGGAUCCGCAUGGCUUACUACACCGUUUCUAUUGGAAGCCCUAUCCGAUGUUGCAUGAGGCAGUACUGCGUGGGGUAGGCGAAAUUCAUGCAUGGAACAGUUGGGCACCGCCCGGUUCUAUUUACGAUUUCUUGUAUGGUACUGCAUUCGACAACUUGCUAAAGCUACAUACUUCUAUCAGGGACAGCUGCCUCCAUUUUGCCUUUAUCGCUUUGCUCGACCCAGACAGCGGUUGUCGCGGGCGCCUUCAAGACCAAAUUGUGCUGCUCAAAACGGCUAGGCACAACAUCGAGCAACUGCAACUGCUAUUUGUUGACGAACCUUUGCUGAUCACCUGUUCUUUACCGGAAAAUUUUCAUCACUGGUACAGCUUUGGCCAAAUGAUGAUUAGAACGGAUUGCGCCGUGAUCCGACCCGAUUGCCCAGAAAAGCGCGAGGACCCCUUUGACUACAGGCGAUUGGAUUUCGAAACCGUGCGCCGCGCAAUUGUUGAAAAGAUACGCACGCUGAAUAAUUUCAUGGAGUGGCCGACGGUCGAAGGUUUCACGAACGCAAAUUUUUGUUGUGGCAUCAGAUAUGAGCAUUUGAUCGAGCGCCUACGAGAUGUGCCAUAUCAGUACAUCUUCGACCCAAACUAUCCGCCACUUCUUGAAUGUCCGCAACCCGAAUGCAAAAAGCCGUUCGAGUCGAGCACUGGGCCCAGACGAAUUCGCUUGGAUGAAGAAUAUUGUAUUCACAUCACCCAGGCCAACCGCAAUACACGAGAGCGAGACUUUGUCGACAGCCACUCGUUCUAUGAACGUGGUUUUCGUUAUCUGCAAAACUGGAAAUUAGCUGAUUGGAUGCCGUCGCAGACUUUCCUGCUGCGAAAGCUUCUUGAUGAGGCUGAGACGUGGGGAGACAGAAUGCAGACUUAUGCCAUCUACGUGGUCGGGGAUGAGAACGAGAUGGGCGCAUUCAUGGUGCUCACCGAGCACCCAGAACCUUGCUUUUCUCGCGCCGCGCUCGUUGGCAAGGAUUUUCAAAAGCUCAGGCUGCAUGGCGGUAUCUGGGAAGCUCGUGCGGAUGCUUGUUGGGACUCAACCGCGAACCAGGAAGUUCUGAUGGGAUGCUUUUUUGGUGUUACGAUGAUCGACUUCGAUGACCUCUUGCCCUUGCUCCGAUUGAUGAUGAAAAGAGCAGAGGUUUUGCUCGAAAUGUUUGAUGUUGGGCCAGAACCACCUGAACAUCUAGUAGCGACAGAACUGGACCAAGAAGCCCAGCUAGAGUAUGAACUAGAAAUUCAGACGGCCCUCGACAAGUUUUGGUCGGAACGCCUGAUUUUAUCGGAAAACUACGACGAAUACAUCAUCGCAGAAAGAAAUGCUCGGGAGGCAGCCGAUCGACUUGAGCAAGAGCACCAUCCCGCGCAGCCCUUUCACCUAUCGAGAACUGCGCUUCAUCUAGGGGAUGGCUUCAACAGGCUACAACCGCACAAUCUCAAAAAUACGGAG
This is a messenger RNA of Mesorhabditis spiculigera, 2766 nucleotides long. NCBI's taxonomy places the organism in Eukaryota, Metazoa, Nematoda, Chromadorea, Rhabditida, Rhabditidae. The record is from the annotation of a GenBank genome assembly.